This is a messenger RNA of Echinops telfairi (small Madagascar hedgehog), 4640 nucleotides long. It is a transcript of the gene CUNH19orf44, whose product is annotated as chromosome unknown C19orf44 homolog. The record is from RefSeq and is a predicted model, not a curated record. NCBI's taxonomy places the organism in Eukaryota, Metazoa, Chordata, Mammalia, Afrosoricida, Tenrecidae. Bases 65 to 1972 code for a protein of 635 amino acids. The transcript has 9 exons.
CAACAGUCCCCCUCGGGCCUGGGGCUGGUGUGAACGCCGCGGCUGCUGACAACUUGGGAGGAGAAUGGCAUCCCCGAGAAAAGGCAGCCGCAUGGCGUACAACCCGUUUGGCGACUUCAGCGACAUUUCCUCAGACGAGUCAAGAAUGGAAGCAAUCCGAAACUCCCAAACCAGCCGGGGUCUUAGCGAAAUAGCAGCCAGUCCGAGCCGGUUCCUGAAAAGAAACCAGGCCCUGGGGGAGAGGCACCUGAUGCCGAAGGAGAGCCCCUUCCUGGGGGGUGGCCUCAGGCCCCCCACCUCCACCUCCCAGACUCGGGCCAGCGCCGCCCUCCUGAAACUGGCCCAGCUGGAGACCAAGUUCCGGAGCCGAAAGGCGCAGCGGGGUCCGUCUGACGCCGGACCUGACCCGCAGAUCCCUGAGGCCAGCCUGGCAACGGGGGCCAGGGCUCUGGCUGAACUCUCCUCCCAGGCCACGGGCAAAGUCUUGCAGAGAUACGGCCGGGCACAGAGCGGGGGGCCGGGCAGCCGGUUCCUCAAGAAGAAAGAGCCCCCCGCCGAGGAGCCCACCACCCCUGCAGCCCGCCUGGGGGAAGAGCGGGCUCCUCCAGCACCCACGCUGCUGCGGGCACCUGCCAGGCCCUUGGUCGCGCCCGACAGCGAUGAAGAGGAGAUGAGGGAGCUGCUGGGAAGCUUGUUGGAGUCCUCCGGGGAGGAAGGGAGGCGGAGGAUUCGAGGUGUCCCCAGCACGGACGCCCGUGGGACGAGUCAAGCACAAGUCCCCUCGUCACGUCAGGUCCCAGUCACAGCAGGGCCGGCAGGCCCCUCCCUUUCUGGGGAGGAGCUUCCCAGCCCCACGCCAUUCCGGAAGCCACGGCCACCAUCCACGCGGUCAGCCAGCAGGACCCCGCCCCGGAUCCGCUCCAGAACGUCCUCCCCACAGACCCCCAGUCCCAGCUGGACAGCCUCCCGCACAUCAGGGCUGUCGGUCACAGGCCCUGCGUCUAGGCCGGGUCCCCCGAGAAUGAGGCGCCGCCCCACACUCCCGUCCUCCCCCAGAAGGAGUGAGGCUGGGCCCUCUGAGGGGUCGUCAGAGACCACCGAUGACAGCCUGAACGAUUUCCGGAUCAACAUCCUUCCCCUGGAGGACUUGGCCCUGGCCCUGGGUGAGGAGGCGAGCCUGAUUGAGGAUGGAGAACGUGCUCGGCGGGAAAGCCCGGCCCGCCCAGGCCCAGGGCCAGAAGGGCCCACUGGACAGGGGCCCCCACGACGCACCCAGGCCUGGAGCGCAGUGCCCUUGGACGGUGAGGAGGCCCCCCCCACUGAGAGUGAGGUCUCUGAGCGUCUGAGCGCUGAGUCAGGGGGUGCAUCCCAAGACCCCUCAGCAAGCACCGUGAGCUCAGCCUACUCAGACGACUUUGAGGCCUCGCCAGGCGCAGCCCCCUCCCAGCCCACAGGCUGCUCCGAGACAUCGGAAGCCCUUUCGGAGGAGCCCUCUUGGAGCGAGGGAAGGAGCCAGCUCGCGCAGCGUCCCCAGGCCAGCAGAAAGCGGGUCCAGGGUGUGACCAGAGUGAACGUGAAGGAGAUGGCUGUGCAGACCCCUGAUCCUGCCUUUACUUACCGCUGGGCCGAGGCGGCCGGGGCGGCAGCCAUCAGUCCUGCCUGGGGAGGCACCUACGUGGACCCCACGCCCAUUGCCAGCCAUGUGGUUAGCGCAGACUCAAUAGAAGCCCUGACAGCCCACAGCCCUGCCAUGCUGGUGCUGAACGACCUGCUGAGGCAACAGCUGGCCCUGACGCAGCACUUCCUGGAAGCCAACCGCCACUUGCACGCCUCGCUCCUGGCUUCCCUGGACCAGGAUUCGUUCCACUACCACACUCUGGAGGAGGCCAAGGAGUACAUCCGGUGCCACAAGCCAGCCCCGCUGACCCUGGAAGCCGCCCUGGAGGAGGUGCAGAAGGAGCUUGGAGUGUGAGCGUAGGCCCGGAACCUGCAUGCAGGAUCCCAGCCACGGCUAUGUCGUGUGGCCGCCAUGCCUACCGGGCUGGGCAUUUACCUGUGGGGGACACAAGUGCUGCGAGUCCAGGGCAGUGCCCUUGACCCGACUCCAAACUCCAGCCCACAGAAGGCGCCCGCUCCUCACCUGCCGGUGUCACGUCAGAGAAACACACAGGCUGUAACAAGUCCGUUCUUAAAAAAAAAAAAAUCUUUAUUUGAAGGCAAAACAGUAAAACCCACAAAUUGUUAAUAGCACGUAUUUAUGUAUUAUCCUGAACCAGACACUUCCAAACUAUUCACAGCUACGGAAAAUCUAAAACAAAAUCAAAAGUUCUAUCCCAUCGGGGUCAAAAGUUGGAAAGGUUUUGCAUCUUAGUGAAAAGAAUUUUCCAAAAAUGGUUCUGUACAAAUAAACAGAGCUGUACUGAGCUGAGGCAGAGGCCCUGGGGGAUCCCAAGCCCACUCCUCAGAGCCUGCUGCCCAGGCAACAGCCCCCUGCCAUUCUGAGAACACAGCGACUUCCCCAACGGGAAGACAGAAAUGAGGCCGUGUGUCUGAGGAGCGGGCUCCGAACAGGAGCUGUUCCUGACGCUAGGCCACGGGGAACAAAACGCGAACACCCGCUUCAGCUUUGGCUUCCUUUUCUAAACGGGUGCACGCGAGCGCGGGCCGUGGCUCUGUCACUGCACCCUGCCAGGGGUGGAAGCGGGCGACACCCGGGCCGCUGGGGCUGCUGGUCCGAUGGACGCCUGCUGGUCCACGAGACUGAGCUGGGAUGGAGCUGCGCGGCCUCAAGCCUGUGUCCCGGGAGCGUCGGCCUGGGGUUUCUCACUUCACUGUAAGGAAAACCAGAAGCCAGCGUCGCCCUGCAGCACGUCCCCCUGCACGAAGGUGGCUGUGGGCGAGGCCUGGGUCAGAGCUGGCUGGCAGGACCAUCCGGAAGCUUCCACUGCCUCUCAGUGGAAGGUCCCGGUGGCUGAGGGCCACGGCGGCGGCUACUUGCACUCGUCCCUGGCCUUCAUGCGGGCGAUGAAGGAGUAGCUCUUGUUGCGGCGGUAGUUCUCGUAGGGGUCGUCCAGCGCCACGCCCACGCCCUUGUACUGGUCCCACUUGUCCCGCACGUCUCCGCCCUUGAUGGGGUCCUGGAUGCCCUGCUCCUUCGCGCCGAGGCCACCGGAUCCGCUCCAGCCUGGAGGACAGGCACAGGGUCAGGACCCGCAGGCAGUGUGUGUGCACGUCCCCCUCCCAGAGCACCCACCCGCCGCCAGCCGGGGACUUACCCAUCUUCACCAGCAUCUGGUGUCCCUUGUUUUCCUCUCCGAGCCUGGGGUCGGGGACAGGCGGUGCAGAGUUAGAACCCAGACCAGCCGAGGAACUAAAACCAAGACAGGUCAUGGUGUUCACAAAGCCACGGCCACCAUUAGUUGGGACGUUACAGCAUGUGGCGGACCCGGCGUCACCGUUACCGGUGGACGCGCACUCAUCACAGGCUCGGCCGCUGUCCUCGCUGCCACUCUUCUGCCAGCCCGUGGCUGCCUCAGCACAACCCUGCCCACACUUGGCACCGAGGCCAGCUCGUGGCACCCCUACAACAGUCAGAGAACACGCAGCCCCACCACCACCAGGGCUCAGUGCUGGUGAAUGAGGUGUGACCGGCAUGCCAUCGCCACCCCACCCGGAGCCCGUGCGCCCUCUGAUGCCCACUGUUUGCCACUCACAGCUGCCCGCAAUGAGCACCAGAGGACAGCUACAACAGAAAUCUUACGGCGGGGUUUGGCUCCGGGACCGGGAUCGCCGCCUCCUGCCUGGGGAGUAGGACUUGGACCGGGACCGGGACCGGGACCUGGAACGGCUUCGUGAGGAGCGUGACCGACUCCGGCUCCUGGCACAGUAGAGAAGGCUGUGACUCACAGGCCGGCCGGCCGGCCGGGACCAGCCUUGGGCAGGCCCGCACCCCAGCUGCCCCUCGGUGCCCGCUUACCUGGACCGGGAGCGGGAGUAGGAGCGGGAGCCGGAGCGGGAGCGUGAGCGCGAGUAGGAGCCGGACGACUUGGAGGAGCGCGAGUUGGAUCUGGAGGACGAGCGCCCUCGGCUCUUGGACCUGCUCCUCGACCUUGAGGGCCCGCUGCGGGAGAGCGGUGCGUCAGGGCUGAGCAGAGCACCCCUCCUCUGCCCUGGGCGCUGGCCCUUCAUCCUGGGGUACAGGUGGUGCUACGGAUGUGACAGGGUGGGUGUGACGGCCUCCCCCAGAAGACCUGGGACCUCACCUGUUCCUCUUCUCCUGGCCUUUCCUCCGCCGGGCCCGCAUCUUUGCUCGGAAGAACUCAUAGAGGCCAUUUUGCUCCCAGCCUUCACUGUAAGACAGGGCAUUCCCCUGACUGGCUCCGUCAGGAGACAGGGACAGCUGGCAGUCCACUGUGGGCCAGGAGCCACUCAAGCGCUGAGGGCGAGCCUGCCUUCCCCACAUUGCUGCUGGGCCAAGAUGACCAGAGACCUGUCUUUAGCCUAAUGGGGCAGUGAGGAGCUGCGACCGAGGCAGACCCGACCAGCUAUGGGGCAGGAGCUUUUGGCUGGGCUGGGGAGGGUAGUUCUGGCCUGCCCGCACCACGCUUCUUUCCGACACCUGAAUUAAACCUCCCCGAGGA